Messenger RNA from Trypanosoma conorhini, 1794 nucleotides. RefSeq names its product putative ATP-dependent DEAD/H RNA helicase. The transcript has a single exon. Gene Ontology annotation, cellular component: nucleus. Lineage: Eukaryota; Euglenozoa; Kinetoplastea; Trypanosomatida; Trypanosomatidae. The record is from RefSeq and is a predicted model, not a curated record. The annotation marks the transcript as partial. Gene Ontology annotation, molecular function: nucleic acid binding; ATP binding. Gene Ontology annotation, biological process: ribosome biogenesis.
AUGUCCCUAGCCGACCCGGACACACAACAUCUGGCCGUUCUUGGCUUAUCAACAGGCAGUGAAAAGGACGCCCUCGAGGGGCUGAUCGCCGGGGCAGCACGCGCCUCUUCCACAGGCUUCGCUGAGGAUGCGGGUGAGGGGUGGGGGCUUCACGGCGGCUCCGCCCCUCGACAGCUGCCCACGGACCACGCAAGUCCAGCAGUCGAAGGCGGGAGCCAGCCGAAACGUGUUAGGCAGACAAGGGCGUUGGACACGGACGUGAGUAAGCACGAGGCGAACUCGGGAGGGACCGCGAAGCCACGAACCCUGCGUGGCCGCGCACCACGCUCCGUCGUUGCCGCUGCUGCGUCACGGCACAAAAAUGUGUCGCCCGCGCCGCCGCCCUCGGUGGCGUUCCAGGCGGACAAGACCUGCAGGGACGCCGAGGCGCUGCCCCCCUUAGCUGAGCUUCUGCACAGCAAGCUGCUCCGGCCCGUGAACGAGUGCCUUCACAUAACCUCCCUCACCCGCAUUCAAAAACUGAGCUGGACGCCCAUGGUUGACAGGACGCGUGAUGUUCUUGUCCGGAGCGAAACUGGGAGUGGGAAGACACUGGCGUAUGCUCUUCCGCUGCUGCAACAAUUGCUGUGUGCGUGUGAUGCGCAGCCCCUCCAACGUCAGGUUGGGACGAUUGUUAUCGUCCUUUGCCCCACUCGAGAGCUGGUGGUGCAGGUCACCGAGGUGCUCGGCGUUCUCACCCGAUGCGCCCUUUUUCUAACUGUGGGUGGUAUUCAUGGCGGCGAAAAUCGGCACAAGGAAAAGGCGCGGCUGCGCAAGGGGAUCCCUCUCUUGGCAGCGACACCCGGUAGACUUCUCGACCACCUAAAGGCGACCGCGUCCUUUCGUGUUGAGGAGCUGCAGACAAUUGUCCUCGAUGAGGCGGAUCGGUUGCUGGACAUGGGGUUUGAACAGGCCAUAAAGGAGAUUAUGGGGAUGCUGUUGGAGCGCACAGAGAACGCGGCCCGCUCCCGUGUCGUGGGCUCGACCGGAGGGCAGGAAAAACACUCCCUCAAGCGCGUCCUGGUGUCGGCAACGAUAACUGCUGGGGUGGAGAGACUCACGCAUUUUGCGCUUCGAAGCAACGUCCUCCGUGUGGGGGAGACGGAGGACACCUUUUCCAUUCCCUCCUCGCUUCGCCAGCACUACGCACUGGUGCCGGUCAAGCAUCGACUCUCAACCCUCAUAAGUUUUCUGCGUUCCCAAUUCGAUGCCGGCGCACAAAGGAUCCUUGUUUUCGUCUCCACUGCUGAUAGCGCAGAGUUUCAUUACUAUUUGCUCUCACGGCUGCGCUCCCCGUUCCGCGGCAAGAGGGCGAACGGACAAGGCAACACCGCAGCUGGACAGCGUGCUCACCGCCACCGCGUGAGGCGACAGGUGGAGGAGGCCAACAGGCACCUCCAAGACCACCGCGAGGACGUUGUCACCUUCGAGGAUGAUUCGAGCAGCGAGGAGGAGAAUGCUGCGGGGCAAGCACUCGCAGAGAGCGACGCACUUCUUGAUGCCAAUAUUUUCAAGUUGCAUGGAAAUAUGCCACAGGUUGACCGCGCCUCCGUUUUUAAGGCCUUCAAGCAGCUUGAUGCGGCCGCCCAGCGUUCUCCAAGGGGUGUUCUCUUCUGUACAGACGUGGCUGCCCGAGGGCUGGAUAUGCCGCGGGUGGACUGGAUCGUGCACUACGACCCCCCGGCGGAUCCGGCGUGCUACGUUCACCGUAUCGGGCGCACCGCCCGCAUUGGCAACGCCGGAGACUCCCUGCUG